Messenger RNA from Blepharisma stoltei, 216 nucleotides. The record is from the annotation of a GenBank genome assembly. NCBI's taxonomy places the organism in Eukaryota, Ciliophora, Heterotrichea, Heterotrichida, Blepharismidae.
AUGGAAUUUAGUGCCACUAAAUAUAAUUUUAUUCCCAAUAAAUGUGAAGCCAAAGGCAAAGGGCUUUUAAACACUUUUAUAGUAGACAAUCAAAAAGCUAAUUUCUACUAUGCUACCACUUAUUUUUUGCCAAAAAUUUUUAAGAUUUUUGCUUACUUUGACUGUAAAUUCUUAAGAUUAAAUAGAAUAUUGACUGAAGCUUUUGACGCUAAAUAA